ACGAACACCGGGAUUUUCGUGGAUCUGAAAGGUCGAGCGUGUAAAUCGCGAUUACCGCAUCUACGGCUACUCCGCAGCUUCUUUUCGACGACAGAGCGCGUUGAUUUUUGAUCAUAACGGUUCUCGCAUCUGACCAGCAUGUUUUUCUCCUCGUAAUACCGGAAGAAAUUAUCGCAUUUCGAUCGCGUAAUCUCUACGAGAUCACUGGCACGAUAUGGCGAUUCUCUUCAACUUGAAGCAAAAAUUUAAUAUGCUCUACAUCUUGAAGAAAGUCCUUCCAUUUUAACAACGGUUGGAACGAUGGGAUUGCCCAAAGGAUAUUCUCUGUCAAGAUUAAUUACUAUACCUGAAUCGGCAAUCGCUGGCGCCAUGACGAGGAUGAAUCCGACCGAGGAUCCAGGGACCUCUAAAGAGAGCAAAUGGGAGAGGUGACGUACCAUCCAGUGAUGCGGAAACGGCGUGGACUGGGCAGCGCCUUUCUGGGCCUCUUUGUAGGCCUGAUCCUUGGUUUUCUGAUCCUCAGCUACCGCCUGACUGUCUCCAAUAAACAACAACAGUUCACCAUCUGGACCUCCAUGCCCGGUUUACGAUCACCGCCAAAAGCAUCGGUUCGAAACAUGCCGAGAUUAAAGGACGACGAACGAAUCAACAGCUCCACCACGAGUCUCUUGUUUGUGGGAGUGAUGACGGCUCAAAAGUACUUGGACACUCGAGCCAAGGCCGUCUAUGAAAGCUGGGGCAAGGAGUUACCCGGCAAGAUAGCCUUCUUCUCGUCGGAAUCCUCGACGGUACCUGAAAACUGCCCCGAUUUACCAUUGGUGCCGCUUCCACGAGUGGAUGACACUUAUCCGCCGCAGAAGAAAUCUUUCAUGAUGUUGGAGUACAUGUGGAACAACUUCGGCGAUCGCUUCGAGUGGUUCUUGAGAGCGGACGACGAUGUAUACGUAAGGACAGAUCGGUUGGAGAAGCUGCUGAGAUCCGUCGAUUCUAGAAGGGCGAUGUACAUCGGACAAGCCGGCAGAGGCAAUUCGGAAGAAUUCGGGCUGCUGUCAUUGGAGUACGAUGAGAAUUUCUGCAUGGGUGGUCCCGGAGUGGUGCUGUCCAGAGAGACACUCGGGAGGAUUGUACCGCAUAUCAAAUACUGCCUGCGCCAUUUGUACACCACACACGAGGACGUCGAGCUUGGCAGAUGCGUGAAGAAAUAUGCGGGGAUUCCCUGUACUUGGAGUUACGAGAUGCAGUCCAUUCUUUAUCACAACAGCAGCGGGUCUCAGGCGUUUACCGGAAAUCUCAAGAAAAAGGAAGUUCACCGUGCCAUUACUUUGCAUCCUGUAAAAAAUCCGCCUCACAUGUACAGGCUGCACAAUUACAUAAGAGGACUGCGAAUACAAGACCUGCAACAAGAGAGGAUUCAUCUGCAUAGAGACAUUCAUACGAUGAGCCAGGAAUUGGGAGUCAACCUUGAAACUUUAAGAAAUUACGAAAUAGCGGAUGGUGUACGUCUUUUUCCGGUUGAUUCUAAUUCCGAAGAUUACCCCGGCGACACGGACAUACUAGGUGUGCCAGCGAGUCUACGUUCGUUCAAACCGACGACGAGCGACGAAGUGAUUCCGUGGGACUUCCUUUCGAGGCUGGAAUAUAGUUUGACCGAUUCCAAUCCAAGGCGACGUAUUCAUAGCGACAUCAAAGAGGGUCUGGAAGACAUCACAAGAGAGGUCAUGGCCUCCAUUAAUUCUUAUUCGCGGCAGCGCGGCCGCGUUGUCGAGGAACGAUCGGCCCUUUAUGGAUACAGAAGGGUGAACUCUUACGGGGCCGACACUAUAUUAGAUCUUCUAUUAGUCUAUCGAAAGUAUCGGGGUAGGAAAGUCACUCUUCCCGUUAGACGACACGUUUAUCUCCAUCAACAUUUCACUGGAUUAGAAAUACGCGAGACAGUAAAUGGUGUCGAAGUCCAGUCUCGUCAGAAAUCAGAUGACAAGUCUAUUCACGGUUUAUUUCACGGUGGCUUUUUAAAUCUCAAUUUCAACUCAGAGGAAGAAGAUUCUAUACGAGACAAGACCAUCAACUUUAUCGUACCUCUGUCAGGUCGCUACGAAAUCUUUCAAAGGUUUCUUCAGAAUUACGAAGACAUCUGUUUGACCAACGGUGAGAAGACGUCUCUGCUCGUCGUACUCUACCAGCACAAGAGUGAAAACUCUUUCAAUAAAACGAUAGAUCUGAUCGAGCAGCUCAAGUACAAAUAUCGCACUGCCAGCGUAGAGAUUCUACCAAUUUCCGGGGACUUUUCCAGAGCCAGAGCCUUAGACUUGGGCGUAUCAAAACUACAGGCUGACGAUCUGAUGCUGUUCAUAGAUGUGGACAUCGUAUUCACGAGUUCGGCUUUGAACAGGAUACGAUUGAAUACAUUAUCAGGACGGAGAAUGUACUUUCCGAUCGUUUUCAGCCAAUAUGAUCCUAAGAUUGUCUACGGUGAUGCCGGGAAACAGGACAAAUUUACUAUAAACGAGAUCUCCGGACACUGGAGGCAGUACGGUUUCGGAAUUGUCUCUCUGUAUAAGAGAGAUUAUCGUACCCUGGGCGGUCUGGAUCUCUCCAUUCAGGGAUGGGGUAAAGAGGAUGUGGACUUCUUCGAGAAGGCGGUAAAAUCGGACCUCGAUGUCUUCAGGGCGGCGGAUAGGCACCUAGUGCACGUGUAUCACGAAAUAGAAUGCAGCCGAGAGCUUUCUAGCCUGCAGUUGUCCAUGUGCAUUGGAUCCAAGACUGAUACGUAUGCUGGGGUCGAGACUUUGGCUGAUAUGAUUUACGCCGAUCCGAACAUAUUGCGCUUUGCCAAAGAGAGGAGACAAAAGAGGACCAAUCCUGCUGGUUAAUCGACGAAUCUGUGAAAUGAAAGUGAUAAAUGAAAAUUUGUAAAAUGGGCUGUCGAAAAAGAUUUUGUUCUGGAAAACAGUUUAAUUUUAUUAUAAAUUAUAAGGGACCCAUGAAUAAUAUGCAUCCCAUUAAAAAAUAUUUUUCUCGUUACGCUUUGUGGCUUUAGUCAUGAGGUAUAUUAUAAUGUGUCGAUUAUCGGACGCUCUGAACUUCGGUGCCAGAAUAUUUCAUCAUUAUUUAAGCAUUGUAAAUAGAGAGUACGAGAUGAACAAAUAAAAAUUAAUCCAAUUUAAUGUUUAACUGUAUGGCAAAAUGUAUAUAAUUUAUCAAAGCUUUGAUUGAGAAUACAUUUGUCAAAGUUUUGAUUAUGAAACAAAGAUAUCACGCAGAAUGAUCUUCAGAAGAAUAGAAUGUGAUCUUCAGAAAGAAUAGAUCUGAAAGAGUCAAUGAAAAUCACCAAAGUCAUUGUAGUUUUGUAUAUGUGCAAAAACAUUUUUUCAAUUUUUUGUUGUUAGUUUAUGUAGUAAAACUGCAUAAAAGGUAACACACCUCCAAUUUUAUCGCCACUUAAAUAUGUUGUAGAGAAGGCUCUUCUGAGUAAUUUCUCUCAAAAAAUAAUAAGUGAGAGACGUCAUUGGUUUAGAAGAUAUAACAAAUUGAAGUUUGACAUCAAAAUAUGUGUAUGCUGUGUAUAGCUUGUUAUUUUUUUUUAUUAAAAAAAAACUGUUUAUGACAUUUUCGUGUCGGCAGCGUCUCUUCCUGUAUCCCCCCCAAAAAAUUCUAACCUAACCCAAAUCUAUUUUGAGUUUUAAAAAUUAAGUUGGGUUGGGUUAGGUUAGUUUUUUUCGGGAUGGAGAUGCAGGAAGAAGAGCGAAGCCCCUUCCCCAUUUACGUAUUCAAUAAAUAAUAUUUUCUAAGAUAAGACUCACAAAUUCGUGUAGUUGCAUAUUGAAAGCUGUUAACAAAUUGUGAGAAAUAAAUGGAACACAUUAUAUUGGCAAAAUAUAACCAUGUAAUUAUUUUCUAUAAAAGUAAACAAACUUUUUCGUCUGCUCUACACUAAGUACACAAACUUUAUUUUUUUUUAUAUUAUAUAUAUCAUUUUUUUUUAAUAUUAUUUACAUUUAUAAUACCUGAGAAAAAGCAUUAAAAAAACUGUGAAACAGUUUUUUAACAUUUUAUUUGUUAUAUCUUCUAAACCAAUGCCUCAGAAUGGCUUAGAAGAAUCUUCUCUACAACAUAUUUAAGUGGCGAUAAAAUCAAAGUUGCGUUACCAGUUUUACCGCUUAUAUAACGAUAUUAUAUUCUUACCGUCAAUUGAUGUUUUUUGUCGAGAAAAUAAUCACUAAAAAUAAACCGAUAUCGUAUACAGUUGCAAUUGCCAAUACUUUUAUAGGAAUCAAACAUAAUCACACACAUAUUUUAUAAAAUCAUCAGCUUAGAAAAUAAGUUAAAUAUUAUGAGUAAAUGUGAUAUUAUCGUGCCUUUUAUAAAUUUGUUUCCAUAAAUUUAUGUAUUAUUGAUCUGUAAAUGCAGAUACUUUGUCAGUGUGCUGUAUUUUAUAUACAUAUAUUCACAGGUAAAAGACUUUGCAAUAAUCAAAAUAUAAUACUCAUGCUUUACUGAACAAAAUUCUUAUGUUAAGUAAUAACAUCAUUAUUAUUUUUGUCACUCUUCCAAAAUAAAAUAUGAUAUAUAAAUUCAUUUAAAUUUAAUUAUUUAAUUUGUUUAAACGAAUAUAAUGAGACACAAAUAUUAAUAAAUUUUAAAUAAAUUAAUAGCACGUAAUUAAAUAUUUAAUGUAUGAUGAAUUAAAUAUUGAAAGCUCUUAUCGUGUACAAAUGUAAAGUUCGAGAAGAAAUAUUGAGCGAUUUGCUAGCGUGUUAUCAGAAUAUUGACUAUGAAUUGCUGAAGUUGCAUCUUUUUGCGUUCUCCAGUUUUUCUUGUAACAGCAUUAAUAUCAUAAAAAGAUCUAAUUAGUUAAUAUUCUAGAUAUUCUAUGACAUUUUUUUGUAGACUUUUAUCUUUUCGAAGAAAAAAUAUAAAAUAAAUGCGCAUGCUUACUUAUUAAAUUGCUGUUUAUUUCAAAACGUUUGACUAAAAAUGUCUGGAGAUAUUAUAACUUUCGGGGAACUUUGUAAUGGAAAGAAAGUCAAACUUUACUUAGAAAACAAAGCUAGAAAAGAAUUGAUCUCGUGUUAGCUCGACACGAAGAAACGAUAACUUAUCGAGCUUUCGAGUAGCUUUUGAAAAAAAAAGGAAGAAAGCAAAUAGCUGGAAAUAUGGUAAAUAGUGAUAAUUUAUAAUAUAUGAUGCGUUUGACAAUAGAGAUAGUACCGAAAUAUCUCUUCUCGGUAAAAUGACGCAACUUUCCUCAUGUGAUACGUUACACCAUAAAAAUAGAAAACGACAUGACAAUUUAGAACGCAGUUAUGAAUCGUCAACUGUUAUGAUAAUGUCUGUGAAGGUAUUGUUAUAAGUGUCUUAUCCCGCAGAUUGUAAGUGAGGAGUUACGAGAAUUUCGCGAAUGGCGUUUAGGAAAACAGAAAAUGAAUGAUAAGCAAGUUAGAAUCGCAAUAGAUAAUAUGACAAGUUAUAACAUACUUGUGCAAAAAAAGGAUCUCGAGAAAUUCAUGUAUAGAGAAUUUCGGUGAAAUUCUCGAGAGAAGAGAUUGAUGGCGCAUCUUCAAUAUUCACGUCUUGUGUUUGUAAGAUUGUCUUUAAACAAAAGUGCUAAUGACCUCAUUGAGAAUGUUGUUUUUAUAUCACGUAGUUACCUAUAAAGAUCUUCGGACGCAGAAUUCAUAGAACCUUCGCGAUACACAAAACCAUGCGCGAAGACGGAAAAACAGAGGCUCCGGUUUUUAUUACGGCGUUGGUAGAUAAUAGCGUAUCGCUCAAGCUCAAGGCCGCCUGCAAUCGUUCGCGGUAGACGGCGCAUUUAUAAGACAAAUUUCCGCGCGAAUUCUCAGUGCGAUCGUCAGUUCUUUGUGCCGCGUUAUAUUCAUCAAAACACGAGAGGUCAUCAACUUUGAACGAAGAGACGCGAAAUUAUUCAGAAAAGUCGCUCGACGAGUAAUUAAAAGCAUUCCAAACAGCCACUUGCAUACUUAAUUGUAUGAUAUUAUCGAUAUCAUAUGUCAAUCCACGGCAAACAAGCUACGAUUCAGGAAUCAUUAAAGUGUUGCAUCAGAUCAGCUAAUAGAAGAACAUCUUUAUCUUGCUGCGCAAUAUC
Messenger RNA from Cataglyphis hispanica, 6106 nucleotides. RefSeq names its product chondroitin sulfate synthase 1 (gene Chsy). The record is from RefSeq and is a predicted model, not a curated record. Gene Ontology annotation, cellular component: Golgi cisterna membrane. Bases 420 to 2870 code for a protein of 816 amino acids. Lineage: Eukaryota; Metazoa; Arthropoda; Insecta; Hymenoptera; Formicidae. The transcript has 8 exons. Gene Ontology annotation, molecular function: glucuronosyl-N-acetylgalactosaminyl-proteoglycan 4-beta-N-acetylgalactosaminyltransferase activity.